CAUUUUUUUUUUUUUUUCCAUUUCAUCAACUUGAUAAUGGUUAGAUUCUUGGUUAUCUUUUAUUAUGUGCUUACCCUUUAGAUGGUUUGUGUGGACUUGGACCAGGCUUUUGGAGUAUAUAUAUAUAUAUAACUAUAUGUUUGAGUCUUCCAUGAUGUUUAGCUUGGAAGGAAAAGAGAAAGAUUUUGCCAUUACCAUCUCUAGGUCUCCUCUCCAAUAUGCUGGUGGUGUUCAUUUUGCAUGUUUUUAACCAAGUAUUACCAAUUGAAUUCUUUUUCUUGCAGGUUUGAAAUGUGAUCUGGGAAAUUCUACGCUGCUUCAACCUUUCGUCAGUUUGUUAAAUGGUCUAGAGUCCAGAUUGAAUCUUGGAAUGAAUAAUCAAACCAUCAGGACUGACUUUGGCCUUCUAGAAGACAUUGCAUUGUCACUAGUACCUAAAUCUUGUCUCCUUCUCAGCUUAUGCUAUGCCCUCGUAAACACAAGUAGUUUUUUAGAUAGACUAACAAAUACAAUUUUCACUUUCAGGCAGUAUAUGCUAGACAACCAAACACUGCCAACAGAGGUCGUAUUUCAAAUCUAGAAGUCAGCAGGUGCAGGUUUGUUUGGAUAUUAGGAAAAACAACUCCAGCAGUUGCACCUCAUGUGUAUUGAAGAUUGUGCUAUGUCCAGAAAUCCAAGAAUCAAAUGAUCCAAUGAAUCGAGUCAUGGUACUUCCUCCAGAACAUCAAUAAUUCGACCGACCCGGAAUUGCUGGUAAUAAUUUUACUUUGUUUGGGAAUAUAUUAGCUAUAUUAUCCAGGGCAACUCCUAUGCACUAUAUUCAUGUAGAAUGUACCUUUUUGUACAAAGCAAAAUUAUUGGAGCCAUUUCAUCAAAGUUCCAACAAACAAAAGUAAGUGUGUUUGGCUCCCGUCAGGAUCAUGCAAUAUGUCAGUCCCAUUAUAUGGCUCUGUCUAGCUUAUUGUUAUGGACUCUUUUAUUGGUUCUUGGAAAUAUAUCCACUGAUUUGAUUGCUACCACAUUCUGCUGUUCUAGUUCGACAGAGAUUGGACAUGGAAAAGCCGCCCCAGUAAGGAAGACACCCUCUUGGAUGACUUGAUGAAAAUUAUAUCAUAGAGCAACAUCAUGUGAUUUUUACAUUAUCUAUGUAUGCAGCACAUGUACAGAAAGACAGAGCAUAUGACAUUAAACUAUCCGCAUUUGU
Rubroshorea leprosula is the source of this 1204-nucleotide messenger RNA. The record is from the annotation of a GenBank genome assembly. NCBI's taxonomy places the organism in Eukaryota, Viridiplantae, Streptophyta, Magnoliopsida, Malvales, Dipterocarpaceae.